This is a messenger RNA of Physella acuta, 1851 nucleotides long. RefSeq names its product transmembrane protein 59. The record is from RefSeq and is a predicted model, not a curated record. Lineage: Eukaryota; Metazoa; Mollusca; Gastropoda; Physidae.
GCUGACUAAUCAAAACAAGCUCCAAACAAAAACAAAAUGGUGACUCUUCAAAACAAAUUACUGCUGUGCACCAGCAUCUUUACUUUUGUAUCUAUUACAGCAUCUGCUUCAUUAUUAAAUUUAAUAAGUGAUAUUGAUCCAUGUGAAGAUGCUUGUCAAAAAACAUAUCCAUCUCAUACUUAUGAUAAGAGCCAAUCAAUAGAGUGUUGCAAGCGAGGAUGUCGUCUUUAUUCAAUUAUUGAGCUGGUUGGGGAAGAAGAUAGCAUCAAUGGAACUCUCAAAUCAUGUUUUGAUAACUGCAAUGAUGCCUACCCUGGAGACACUGAUGAGACUUCAGCCUGUUCACUGGGGUGCAGUAGUCAAAAACCUUUCACAGACAAAUGGGGCCAUCUGGUGGAUAUGGACUCUGAUUUCAUGCAUGAAGGGAUGCCCAGGAUGAUGUAUCCAUUCUUGUAUAUGCACAACAUGUAUAGCAAUAUGGUGGACAAAGUGACCCAUCACAUGUCAGUAUCCUGGUCAUUUUUUAUGCAAGAUGGCAGUGGGAGGCUUGUGGUGAUCAAGUCUCAGCCUCAGGUGCUGGAUAUGGAUGUACAAGAUUUUGAUGACUACUCAGCCUUCAAAGGAACGAGCUCAAUGAUUGAAACCAACAUCGAGGCAUCAGACAACACAGCCACAGAGGUGCUGAGGCACUCACAGAUGAAGUCAGCCAGAGGUUUUACAGAUGAGCUCAAUGCAGCCGAGGCUGAGCCAUGGAAGCUGAAUGACAACAGCAGCGACUGGCUGACAUGUAUCGCACGCAAGACUGGCAUUCCUCGUCUAAUUUUGUGUAUGAUCAUCCUGUUUAGCGCCAUUGCUAUGAUAUGGCUGUGUAUGUCGGCUGCUGUCACUGCACCUGAGCAAAGAUUUCCACAGCAGAAGCUGAGCAUAAGUGGAGACCUGGAGUACCUGCGCUACCUGCCUGACAAGAAGGGCAUCAAGGGCAUCCACCCUCAAGACUUUAUAGAGGCCAGGCCCCUACCUGUUAAAAUCCACGUGGAGAAGAUCUAAAGGGAACACUUUGUUUGCUAUGUAAACCAGUCCCAGAAAACUGAACCAGUUUCUUUUUUAUCUUGGGUUUUCUUUGCUUUAUUGCUCAUUCAUUUGUGGGGUUUCAAUUUUUGGGAGCACCAAUGUUUAUACAUUAAAUGGUCUCCUUCUGCAUAGUUUAGUUGUAAGUUCUAAAUCUUAUGAGAAUGGUUAAAAAUGAAAUACUGUCCAUCUAUAACAUGACCAGUGUUACUUUAAUAUAUUAUGUUCUGAUUAUGCUUUUGUAGUUGAGCAUAUUUAAUGUAUAAAUAUUUGUUACUCUUUUCAUCUUUGCAAUAAUUUUUUUCAUACUGAUCUGGUAUUGUUUUUAUAGAUUUAGAUGUAGAGCUAUGAAUUGUUGUCUCAAAAAACAAACUCAGUGAAUACCAUCUUUAAAAAAACAUUUCUCAAUGAAAUUAUUGAAACAUUUAAUCAAAUGAAAAACAUUGUGUUUACAAUUUCAAUGAAACAAAAUCUAAACCACAAAGUAAACUGCAGCAAAAGUUUUUAACUGCUGUACCCUGGUAUCUGACAUGUGGUAAACAUUUUGUCCAGUGAUUGAAUGUAAUUUGAUCACAAGAAACUCACCAGGCCUUUCUUACCUCAUCAGUGUUGUAUAGGCAUUCAGAUCAUGCUGAUUUUAGUCAAGGAAGAAACAUAUCAUUUUGUGUAUUGACUGACAUUUUAUCUUAUUUCCUUUUAGGUAAAAAGGAAAUUUUUUUUCUUCUUUACUCUGUGUUUGAAAAUGAAAAGAAAAUGAUCUUGAAGAAAGUUUUCUAAUGGCUA